UUUUCCCUGAGACCGAGAAGAAAGCCUUACAUUUCACCUUAAGGUUUUAUCAGUAAAUAUUUACUAUAGCGUGUACUGUACCUGACAGUAUUUACAUUCUUCAAAGGUCUGACCUGCUGUGAAAUUACUCUUCGCCUUGACUGACCUCCAGAAAAAUGCCCUUACAACUUGAGGGGAUGUCCAGCAGGAAGAGGAGACCUAACUGGACAGACCAGGAGUGUCUUCUUCUUACACAGCUAAUGCAAGAGAGAAAGGACAUAAUCAGAGGGAAGUGCAGCACUGGGGUUUCAAUACAGGAUAAGAGACAAGCUUGGGAGGAAAUAGCCCAAGCCAUCAACAAUGCCUUUCCACAGAUGCAGCGUACAGUUUCUGACUGUAACAAGAAGUGGGAAAAUCUGCUGGCAAAGGCCAGGGAGGAGAUCAAACGACUGAGAAGGCAAGCAGGCACAGAUAGCCUGACCCUUGAACAGUUAAGUACUGUGACUCAAGUAGUGAUUUCUGUGAUGAACCUCUCAGAGAUGCUGCAGAAAGACUCUUCAAUCUCAGACAUGGUGGAAACUCAACAAAACAGCUGUGACGAGGAUGGACAUGAGCACACGAUGGAUGAAACAUUCUCAGACAAACUUCCAGUGAGACAGAUUGAGCUUCCUACAUAUCCAGAUCAGUCCUCCUCUCCAGCAGACCAGAAAAUGGCAGUAUUUACUAACGUCCCGAAAGCACUUGCAGUGAAUUUUAGUCCUCAUCGCGCUGCCGACUUUUCUGCCUCUGCAGAGCACCUAGAUACUCUCUGCUCUACUACCCCACCCUCAGUACACUGCACUACUUUGCAAGAGCGAAUGGAUCUGGAGAUGUCUGUGCUGAGAAGACAAGAGGCAGUCCUCAAGCUGCAAGAGGAGUAUUACACACUAAAAAUUAAGCUGAUGAAAAAGCAAAUGGGAGAGCCACUUUCAAAGAACUGAAGUGACUGUAGAAAACAACCAGUUGCACUUAUUGGUAGCUUGUGCUUGCCUGUGAAAUGUGUAUAUUCACGUCAAUGAAUAUUCAUAACCUCGAAAUACUUUCCCAGGUGAAUGCCAUGUACCAUAUUACUGUGGAAUUACAACUAUUACACUUUAAAAUUCUCUAAAUCCAAAUUAUUCUAUGUAGGAAGUAUGAAUGAGUUUAGUUUAUGUGGCAGGGAAGCCCAGCUCUUAUGUAUAGUUUUACACUGAGAAAUGUUUAUUUGCAGAUUCAUGCCAUUUACUCCUAAGUGCAAAUUUGGAAGCUGUAAAUGUUUGACCUAUACCAAUAUACAUAUUUAUGAAAAUUGAACCUAGUCUUGCCAAUGUAAGUAAAGCUACAAUAAUGUCCUGUCUAGACAAAUGUAGUAAUUUGUGCGUAAUAUUUCUCAUAAAUCCGUUUAUUUGUAAGUGACGGGGGUUGGCACCCAGAUGUAAGCACUGGAGCCCAGAGUGUUGAAUAAAAGUCUGUUAUUUGCUG
Molecule: messenger RNA, 1479 nt
Organism: Epinephelus lanceolatus (giant grouper)
Lineage: Eukaryota; Metazoa; Chordata; Actinopteri; Perciformes; Serranidae
Source: RefSeq, a predicted model, not a curated record